Neogale vison (American mink) is the source of this 1843-nucleotide messenger RNA. It is a transcript of the gene LMAN2L, whose product is annotated as lectin, mannose binding 2 like. NCBI's taxonomy places the organism in Eukaryota, Metazoa, Chordata, Mammalia, Carnivora, Mustelidae. The coding region runs from base 8 to 1045 and encodes 345 amino acids. Gene Ontology annotation, biological process: Golgi organization; endoplasmic reticulum organization; endoplasmic reticulum to Golgi vesicle-mediated transport. The record is from RefSeq and is a predicted model, not a curated record. Gene Ontology annotation, molecular function: D-mannose binding. Gene Ontology annotation, cellular component: Golgi membrane; COPII-coated ER to Golgi transport vesicle; endoplasmic reticulum-Golgi intermediate compartment. The transcript has 9 exons.
GGGAAAGAUGGCGGCGACUCUAGGACCCUCUGGGUGGUGGCAGCGGUGGCGGCAGCGUUUGUCGGCUCGGAAUGGGUCCAGGAUGUUGCUCCUUCUUCUUUUGAUGGGGUCUGGGCAGGGACCACGGCAAGUCGGGGCGGGUCAAACGUUCGAGUACUUGAAACGGGAGCACUCGCUGUCGAAGCCCUACCAGGGUGUGGGCACGGGCAGUUCCUCACUGUGGAAUCUGAUGGGCAACGCCAUGGUGAUGACCCAGUAUAUCCGCCUUACCCCAGAUAUGCAAAGUAAACAGGGUGCCCUGUGGAACCGGGUGCCAUGCUUCCUGAGAGACUGGGAGUUGCAGGUGCACUUCAAAAUCCACGGACAAGGGAAGAAGAAUCUGCAUGGGGAUGGCUUGGCAAUCUGGUACACGAAGGAUCGGAUGCAGCCAGGGCCUGUGUUUGGAAACAUGGACAAAUUUGUGGGGCUGGGAGUAUUUGUAGACACGUACCCCAAUGAGGAGAAGCAGCAAGAGGCCCAGAAGAGGCGAUAUUCUCCAGGAGUCCAGCGGGUCUUCCCCUAUAUCUCAGCCAUGGUGAACAAUGGCUCACUCAGCUACGAUCAUGAGCGGGAUGGGCGGCCUACAGAGCUGGGGGGCUGUACAGCCAUUGUCCGCAAUCUGCACUAUGACACCUUCCUUGUGAUUCGCUAUGUCAAGAGACAUUUGACGAUAAUGAUGGACAUCGAUGGCAAGCAUGAGUGGAGGGACUGCAUUGAGGUGCCCGGGGUCCGUCUGCCCCGGGGCUACUACUUUGGCACCUCCUCCAUCACUGGGGAUCUCUCGGAUAAUCACGACGUCAUCUCCCUGAAGUUGUUUGAACUGACGGUAGAGAGAACUCCAGAAGAGGAGAAGCUGCAUCGAGAUGUGUUCCUGCCCUCGGUGGACAACAUGAAGCUGCCUGAGGUCUCCGUCCACCUGAGGAAUUCUCCCUGGAAAUCCGGAUGGAAACUUCUUCCCUGUGUUGCCUUCUCCCUCCACUCAUUGCUCUCUCCACAUGCAGCCUGAGCUAGAAGAGACAUCUGGAUGCCUCUCUUUUGGAGCCUGUGGCUGCAGAACAGACUGAUGUUUCACUGACCCUCAGUAGGUGGCCACAGUGGAGGGCUCUUUGGCUCACUGCUCAAGCUGUUGUUCUUUAGCACGCAUCUUGGUUCUGUUGGUUUGUUUGUGACCUUCCCAGUUGGUUCCUUUAGGCCCUCAGUCAGGUUUGGCCAGAAGUUGGGUAUGCAAGUCGAGAGAAGCUUGUACGACUUCAUGAUUGUCAGGGGAGUAACUAGGAAACUGGCCAGCUCCAUGUUUCGAUACCAGAAGCAACAUUUGCCAUGUGAUCUGGCCAUGUGGAGAUGUUUCUGGACUCUGGAGCCUGAUGAACUCCAUGUUUGGUGUUUAUAUGACUUUUGAAAUCCUACUCGGAGUGUUCAAAAUGUAAAGAAGCUUCCUUUUUAUAGCCUCAGCUUGGAUACUCUCCAAAGAGGAAACUUGGCUUCUGUUUCUUAAUGGUGGAGAAACAGUUGCUAUUCUCCUAUUGCAAAUCUGGGAGCAAUGGACCCUCGUCCUCUGUGCCUGGAAGAGUUCAUUGUCAUUGAGCAACAGAGCCUGAGUGUCCUCCUCUGUGGGUCAAUCCUUAUUCCACUGCCUUAUCUGACAAGGGGUCAUGUGCUGCUCACCUGUCUGCCCUGUGAUUAAAAUGGCCAAUAGGCCAGUCUCCCUGGAGGGCCUGGAGCUCUGAGCUCUCCUAGCCAUGUACUUCUGUAGCCUAAGGGAAAUUCUUAAAAUGGCUAAUGAAAACCAGACAUGAGCUUCCAA